AUGGCCAAGGACGCCCCAGUCUUCCGUCGUGGCAAGAUCCAAGGCGAGUGCCGCUAUCCUCCUUGCGAGGAAAGAGACGCAGAGCUGGAACAGGCUCAUAGAGAGCUCUCGUUGCGUCCCAUGGGCAACAUUGCCGACUAUCCUCGUCAUAUCCCUUAUGCCAGCGACAAGAAAACCUUCCAAGAAAAGACCGGGCGAGAUAGCUUCCAUGUCUUUCAAUACACAUUCCAAAUUCCCGGCGAAGAAAAGGAAUGGCAUGUUAUGUGGGACUACAAUAUCGGCAUUACUACCCCAGCCAAGAUGCUGAACCAGAACCCUGGCCUCCGGGAUAUCUGCCAUAGCAUCACUGGCGGAGCACUCUCUGCUCAAGGAUACUGGAUGCCGUACGAAGCUGCCAGAGCCAUGGCAGCCACCUUCUGCUGGAGGAUCCGAUACGCUUUGACUCCACUGUUUGGCACGGAAUUCCCGGCCAUGUGCAUCCCUCCCACGGACCGCAAAACCCAUGGCCGGAUGGUCAUCCCUCCGGAGAUCGUGCAGCGUGCCACCAACACCUCCAACUACUAUCGCUCCUUGGAGAUGAAGUCUAGCACCGCAGACAGCCCCCCCGUGAUCAAUACCCCUUCCUUAACACAUACCCUUCUUGAUCGUACGAACUUAUUGAACCGACAAGACUCAUCCCUGACACUGCCCCCACUCAAGAUCCCGCGUCACCAAUACGCCGAGAGUAAUCCCAGUGCCCGGGACUCCUCUAUGGAGCCUUACUACAUGUCGCCCAAGAGCCAGUCUCCCAUGUCUACUACCUUCACACCCAUCAAUCCUCCGCGCAGCUCCAAUGCAAUGCCUCGCUCGCGGGCUGAGUCACCCCGGACUAUCCUCCGUGCCAUCUCAGAUGCUAUGCGCCCAGAUAAUGUCCCCAGUGGCAUCAGCGAAGACAGCGACACCGAGAGCGAUGGCUCGUCCAACAUGUAUUCCACUCCGAACUGUCCUUCUGUGGAUGGACAUAUGAUGGAAACUGACAAGCUCGGUGACCUUGACGAGCCCACAACUACUUCGGAUGUGGCUGCUAUGCAAAGCGAAUACGACGACCUAACUGACUCGGACGAUGAUUGGCAAAUGGACGAUGCCAACGAUGAAGACUACCGUGGACCCCCUCUCAAGAGGACCCUUGGUGGAGAAGCUUCGUUUGGCAUAGACGGUUCCAUAAAUCCCGAAUCCCAGACCAAGAAGUAUCCUAGCCGGAAGUCCCGAGCUGCACGUCCUGAGCCAUCGCCUCACUUCACCCGUGAGGUAAAGGCUGCGGAAGCUCUUCUUCGUUUGCACAUGAAUGAGCUUGAAAGCACCGGAACCGAUACUGAGAUGGACGAUGAUGACCUGAACUCAACUUCCGGUUCUCGCUCUCUUGAUGGUGACGGAUCUCGUAGUCGCAAGCGACGUCGAGCUUCGCUUUGA
Molecule: messenger RNA, 1449 nt
Organism: Penicillium expansum
Lineage: Eukaryota; Fungi; Ascomycota; Eurotiomycetes; Eurotiales; Aspergillaceae
Exons: 4
Coding region: 1-1449 (482 amino acids)
Molecular function (GO): DNA binding
Source: RefSeq, a predicted model, not a curated record